CCCGUGAACGACCAAAUGAACGACCGUUUCUCCAUAAACCCGUGAACGACUAGCUUCAAAUAAUACGUUGCUCAUUGCGUAUGAUGUAAUGUGGACAAGCGGCUGUAUUCAAAUUUGCAAAGCAUAUGUGAGUAGCCAGUUAAAGGGCAAAAAACGUGUAGCUAAAAAUGCGCGGAAGAUCACGAACGCAUUCGCCGUGCUCCCAAGAUUCGAUGGACAAAGAAAACUGCCCCGAUUCCAAUAUACUGAGAAGAACACGACGUCGUUUACAGCAACGGUUUGAUAAUAAUUAUUGCCGUGCUCCUGAGGAGAAACAAAAUGCUGAAAAAUCUUGGAACGCUUUUACCUUGCCAAGUGUGACCGUUCCUCGAAUUCAUCCGGCGCGUGUUCUGCGUUCAGGCGCCAAUACAUUGUCCAGAACCCUGAACAGUGUACAGACGACUUUUGGCUCUCUCUCACAGAAAUUCCGAAGAUCUACCAAACGACGCCAUCAAUUUAAAAAUGAAUCCCCAUGUACUCCAGUUACUCCACAAACAAGGUCCCGACACAUAUUAGGAAGGACUCCAACCAAAUUAUAUAGCCCUUUUGGUAUUGAAUCUCCAUGUAAGAAACUUAGAGACAAAGAAAAUCACUGUAUGACUGAAAAACCCUUUGAAACUCAUAGGUAUAUACCAAGAAAACUGAUUGAAUCUUCUAAAUAUAAUUACAAAUGUACAAGAGUGAUUGCAAAUGAGACUAUGGUAAAUGAAAAGAGAAAUUUUGAUCCUGAUGUGGAGGAAGUUAGAAUUGGCAUGUGGGAGCUUCGUCAAACUGCUCAUAGCAUUGUGAAACGAUCAUUGCAACAGUGAACGUUUUAAUGUGUAGUUUGUAGAAAACAUAUCAUUGAAAAAUAGUGUAAUAAAAUAUAUCAGUGUGUUUAAUGUCAGAUUAUGAUCUGUUUAAAUCUCAAAUAUUUCCAUGUAAUGAAAGGCCAGAAGGGUAAUGUUUAAGUAUUAGUGUAACAGUGAAAGUUUGUGUAACAUUUAUAUAAUAUUGUAUGUCUGAACCUGAAUGUAUUUAUAAGUAAUUUAUCUUUUCCACUGUAAAGUCAAUGUGUUCAAAACAGAAUUUUAACUACUCCCUUUUCCAUUAUUUAAGAAACUAUUAAUAAAUGUAAUUAAAAGUAUAUCAAAAACUCUUAAAGAAUGUGAGACCAAAAGGCAGCUAGUAUUACAAUGUAAUGUUACUGUAAACAAAGAUAUGGUACAAAGUGCAGCUCAUAAGAUUAAUCUGCAUCACUAAUAUCAUUUAUGAACUGUAUGAAACAUGCAUAGUUUUGUUAUUAUAAAACGUCAGUUACAAUUAUGAUUCAAUUUUCAUAGUUAACAAUUAAAUUGAUGCAAAUAAAUAGUUUUAUAUAUUUAACAAUUAAUCAACUGUAAUUAAUUUAUAGCUUUAAACUUGUCUUCUGAUACUAUAAUGCAGUUGGUAGUUUCUGUAUAAUUUUUUAAUGUUUUCCUGCAGUUGCUAAUAAUUUAAAGUAAUAAAACUAUUAGUUUUUGUAUGUAUUGUGAUAAUUUUUUUAAAACCCC
Messenger RNA from Gryllus bimaculatus (two-spotted cricket), 1571 nucleotides. The record is from the annotation of a GenBank genome assembly. Lineage: Eukaryota; Metazoa; Arthropoda; Insecta; Orthoptera; Gryllidae.